UGAGCCACAUCCCUCCUAAUGACGAACAAACCAGACAGGACCGACCUCUUGUUUGUCUCCACACCCAGUAAUACCUGCUUUUAAGCCCGUGCGUGAGCCUGUCAGCAGUGGAGACCACAGCCUACCAGCAUUAUUUGUCAUCCGUGCAGUAGCACAGCCCCACAGGUGGUGGUACUGCGUCUACAUCUACACGGCGCCUCAGAGAACGGGAGAGCCCGCAACGACCGAGAAACAACCGAAGAAGAAGAAACUGUUCCUAGCAUGGAGAGGCACGGCGUGUCGGUGUAGUGGAGGCGGAGGUCGCUGCGUCAGCAGGAGCCUGUUCAACACUCAGCACAAGCUAGCGACCUGUUAGCUGCUUAGCUCACGUGCUAACUUGAAGCUAACGCAGCGUAGCGGCUGCUGCUAACAUGAGGCUCAAAGUGGGAUUCAUUCUGCGGAGUCUGCUGGUCAUCGGCACGUUUCUGGGCCUCUUGGUGCUCUGGUCCACCCUGACCCCCAAAGCCAACAGCGACAGCCCGUUUGAGAAAAGGGAUGACAGCUUGUUGCCCAAAGGUGACCUUGCAGAGCAGUUUAAGCCUGUGAUGCCCUGGCCUCAUGUGGAGGGGGUGGAGGUCGACCUCGACUCCAUCAGACUGAAACACGGAGGGGCCGACCUUCCCAAGGAUUCAAAGGAGCAAUCCAACCAGAAGCAGGUGAUUCAACAGCAGUAUGUGACAUUCAGACCUCACACACAUGCCUACACUAGCCCCGUCUUGAAGAAAGGUAUCCUGGGAAAUUUUGAGCCUAAGGAGCCUGAACCUCCAGGGGUCCCCGGUGGACCCGGAGAGGGUGCUAAGCCGUUUGUCCUGGGUCCAGAGUACAAAGACUCGGUUCAGGCCUCCAUCAAAGAGUUUGGCUUCAACAUGGUUGCUAGUGAUAUGAUCUCACUGGACAGAACAAUCAAUGACAUACGCCACGAAGAGUGUAAGUACUGGCACUACGACGACAGACUGCUCACAUCCAGUGUGGUGAUAGUCUUCCAUAACGAAGGCUGGUCAACGCUGAUGAGGACUGUCCACAGUGUCAUUAAGAGGACUCCUCGCAGGUACCUGGCUGAGAUUGUCCUGAUUGAUGACUUCAGUAACAAAGUCCAUCUGAAGGAGCGCCUGGAGGAGUACAUCAAGCAGUGGAACGGCCUCGUCAAACUCUUCAGGAAUGAGAAGAGGGAAGGAUUAAUACAGGCCAGGAGCAUUGGAGCCAAGAAGGCCACCAAAGGACAGGUGCUGGUCUACCUGGAUGCUCACUGUGAGGUCGGGAUCAACUGGUACGCUCCACUGAUCGCUCCCAUUUCAAAGGACAGAACGGUGUGUACGGUGCCUCUGAUCGACUCCAUCCACGGCGAGACGUUCACCUUUGAGCCCCAGGGUGGAGGAGACAGCAAUGGUUUUGCUAGAGGCGCCUGGGAUUGGAGCAUGCUGUGGAAGAGAAUCCCUCUGGGAGCCAGGGAACAUAAACUGAGAAAAACUCAGACUGAGCCAUAUAGGUCUCCAGCCAUGGCAGGAGGUCUCUUUGCUAUAGAAAGAGACUUUUUCUUUGAGCUGGGACUGUACGACCCUGGACUGCAGAUAUGGGGAGGGGAGAAUUUUGAAAUAUCAUACAAGAUCUGGCAGUGUGGUGGCCAGCUGCUCUUUGUGCCCUGUUCCCGCGUCGGCCACAUCUACAGACUUCAGGGAUGGCAAGGCAACCCUCCGCCAGCACAUGUUGGAUCCUCACCUACUCUCAAGAACUAUGUUCGUGUUGUGGAGGUUUGGUGGGACGACUAUAAGGACUACUUCUACGCCAGCCGGCCUGAAACUCUCACUCUGGCCUACGGAGACAUCAGUGACCUUAAACGAUUCAGGGAGGAACAUCGAUGCAAAAGUUUCAAGUGGUUCAUGGAGGAAAUAGCAUAUGACAUUCCACUGCACUACCCACUUCCUCCUAAAAAUGUAGAGUGGGGGGAGAUCCGGGGCUUCGACACCAGUUACUGCAUCGACAGCAUGGGACACACUAACGGAGGGAAUGUAGAGCUGGGCCCGUGCCACAGGAUGGGUGGAAACCAGCUGUUCCGCAUCAAUGAAGCCAACCAGCUGAUGCAGUAUGAUCAGUGCCUGACCAUAGGAGGCGACAAGUCUGCUAUCAUCAUCACACACUGUGACACGAACCAGCACAUGGAGUGGAAGUACUUCAAGGAUCUGCAUCGAUUCACUCAUGUGCCAACAGGAAAAUGUCUGGACCGCUCCGACCUGCUUCACAAAGUGUUCGUAUCAGACUGUGACACCAGUAAAACCACUCAGAAAUGGGAGAUGAAUAAUAUCGUGGCUGUGUGAAGACAUCUGGGAGAGCGAUCUGUCCCUACCAUCCGUUUACAGGAAAAAUACCUGACACCCAGGUGUUGGUGUACCUCCAACAAAAUGAAGCCCAAAUGGUUUAACUGUUGACAUCGGCCCAAAUGUGAAGGUUGUUCUGACACUCCAGAAGAAGAGUGUGAUCCGGAGCUGCUGGAUGAACACUAAACUGUCCCUGGUGGUUGUUUACACUGUCUCUGUCCUUUCAGGCUCUCAGGUCUUUUCUAAUUUUCUCAUUGCAUUUGUGAAAUGAAUCCCAUCGAGUCUUAAGAUUAUUAGGUCUGUUUAGUCCUCAGCCAAACUGAUGAGCUCGCUUACCAAAGAGUUUAGACUUCAGUCGCAUCAUCAUCAUCAUCAUCAUCAUCAUCAUCAUCAUCAUCAUCAUCAUGGGUGUGGUUUUUAGUCUGCCGCUGAAAAAAGACCAGGAUGAAGAAGAUCCUCAGUUUAACUGAGGAAAAGAGCGAGAAGCAGCACAUUUUUGAAGAAUAUUUGGACGUGAUGACUCGCUGCUGUCGUGUUUGCUUUGAUUUGGUUUUAUUGGAGUCUUCACAAACAAUCCCCUCAUCUGGCCUAAGUGUGAUUUUGAUUGCACAGGCUCAGUUUGGCUAAUUGGUGAGUUUAUUUUCAUUUACCAAAAUGUUGAAAAGGCAAAGAAAAAGGAUUUCCUCCCAUUCGUGUCCCUAAGCCAUGGCAGCAUUUCCUUCCUCUGUGCUGAGCUGUCAAACCAGCAUGAACUCCUGAACUUUAGCGCUUUGCUCCUCACGGUCUUCAUUUGUUCUCUGACAUACACUGGGAUACUCUAAAGGAUGUGUGGGUCGCCGUCUUACCGACAGUCUGGAUGAGGAAUAUAGAGUUUAGUAGCUGACCAGUACUGUGACUCAGUAAUAAUCGGGGGUGGGGUUGGGGGCAGGAUUAUUAACAUGUAAAAAAUGCACAAUUAUUGUGGUUUAAAAAAAAAAAAAAGAAAAGAUGUUUUUGUUUUGUGUGCAGCAGGGAGGGGCUUUAGUGUUUGGAUGAUCACGUAUGCAAUGUUUUGUACUGUGUAAAUAAUCAUUUCUAAAGAUGAUCGUGAUGAAUUUUGUGGAGGGCUUGAAUGAUCUUGUAAAUAGCUAACUUAUAGCAGAGAUUUCAUAAUAUGGGCUGAGGAAAUAAAUGACCUGAUUUUUACUACUGUAA
This is a messenger RNA of Oreochromis niloticus (Nile tilapia), 3545 nucleotides long. RefSeq names its product UDP-N-acetyl-alpha-D-galactosamine: polypeptide N-acetylgalactosaminyltransferase 7 (gene galnt7). Lineage: Eukaryota; Metazoa; Chordata; Actinopteri; Cichliformes; Cichlidae. Gene Ontology annotation, cellular component: Golgi apparatus. Gene Ontology annotation, biological process: protein O-linked glycosylation. The record is from RefSeq and is a predicted model, not a curated record. The coding region runs from base 411 to 2351 and encodes 646 amino acids. Gene Ontology annotation, molecular function: polypeptide N-acetylgalactosaminyltransferase activity. The transcript has 15 exons.